UUUUUUUCAAAUAAAAGCUUUCAAGCCAGAUCUUUAAUAUUAAAGCGAAUUAACCGCCAUCGAAUCUCUUUGAUCUAGACUUGAAUCGUGUGAUCUUGACACAUGUUUAGUUGUGUUUGGUUUUCUGUUUUGUUUUGCUCCAUAUUUCGUCCCACUGCCAGUCCCACACAAAGCAUCGAACAAAAAUUCCCAAAGCACCACCAAUCCACCUUCAACAACAUUCCAUGCAACCUUCAUGGCCGCCACACAGUUAACCGCCGAUCUGCACCCGUUGCUAACCGAGUAUGUGAUCAAAAAGCUGCAAAAGAAUCGUCUCACCACGGUGUACAGCUUCGUGAAGGUGGAAGCGGAACAGCUGCUCAAGAUCACCAACCUUCCCGCCGAAAGCAUCGUGCUGGUGAAGAAUCAUCUGAUCGACCAGUUUGCCGGUCGGUGCCAAAACGCUCAAUCGUACCCGUGGCAGCCAGCCCCCAGCCCACUCAGCACGGGAGUUCCAUCGCUGGAUGCGCUGCUGCAGGGCGGAGGACUGCUUCCCGGCCACAUUUACGAGCUGUGCGGUGAAUCCGGCACGGGCAAAACGUUACUCUCCCUGACGAUGGCGUCGAACGUUGUCAAGCAACCGGGCAGCAUGGCCUACUUCAUCGACACCAAGUGUGACUUUUCCGGCAGAAAGAUACAGCAAAUCCUGGACAGCGACGAUUGCAAACUGUCCGAGCAGGAACUGGGCCACGCAAUGGCACGUGUAAGGGUGGAGCGUAUAUUUUCACCCGACCUUCUCGUCCAGACGGUGGAAGAGCUUGCGUCGGGAAGGUAUGUCGAUGAGGGGACGAAUCUAAAGCUGCUCAUCAUCGAUUCCCUGCCCUCGCUGUGGUACCUGUACCAGGAUGCGCAAAGCUCCGUAGAACCGUUGGGCUUGCUGACGAAGCUAAUCUGCUCGCUGCGCAAACUGGCCGCGCAACGGGCCGUCGCAGUAGUGUUGAUUAACCUGACCGUCCGCGUGGUGGAAGGAAUGACGGAGGGCAAGCGAAAACUGUGCCCAAACGGUAACUAUUCUGCCCUGGGACGGUACUGGGAAAGUGCGCCCGGUACGAGGCUACUUCUCGAGCGACACGAGCACCAUCCCGGAUCGUCCACACGCUACCACACGGUGCAGGUGUGGAAGAGCAACUAUCUACGAUCGGGCGAGCGGGUGAUCGUUCGGAUGACUGAGACGGGCGUUCGGUAGUGGCCGAAACAGGAGGC
Molecule: messenger RNA, 1242 nt
Organism: Anopheles coluzzii
Lineage: Eukaryota; Metazoa; Arthropoda; Insecta; Diptera; Culicidae
Gene: Rad51D
Product: DNA repair protein RAD51 homolog 4
Exons: 1
Coding region: 236-1225 (329 amino acids)
Biological process (GO): DNA strand invasion; double-strand break repair via homologous recombination; reciprocal meiotic recombination
Cellular component (GO): replication fork; centrosome; Rad51B-Rad51C-Rad51D-XRCC2 complex
Molecular function (GO): four-way junction DNA binding; single-stranded DNA binding; ATP binding
Source: RefSeq, a predicted model, not a curated record